AUGUCCAAAAGCGAGUUAGCAUGUGUUUACGCUGCAUUGAUGCUAGCUGACGAUGACAUCGACGUCACAGCUGACAAAAUAAAUACCAUCCUGAAGGCUGCUAACAUCAAGUUUGUUGAGUCGUAUCUUCCCAAUCUUUUUGCAACAGCUCUAAACGGAAAGAAUGUCAAAGAUCUGUUGAUGUCGAUGGGGUCUGCUGCACCUACUGCCGCUGCUGCCCCGACGUCGGCCUCAGCCGCAGCAGCCAAUGGUGGUGCCGAAAAGGGUAAAGAACCUGCAAAAGAAGAAAAGAAACCAGUUUCAGAUGACGAUUCUGAUGAAUCAAUGGGCUUUGACUUGUUCGGUUAA
This is a messenger RNA of Schistosoma spindalis, 348 nucleotides long. The record is from the annotation of a GenBank genome assembly. NCBI's taxonomy places the organism in Eukaryota, Metazoa, Platyhelminthes, Trematoda, Strigeidida, Schistosomatidae.